CAAAUUUUACGCUAUAUUGUUUAUUGUUAUAUAACUUUUAAUAUUUUUGUAAAUUGAAUCAUAAUAAAUGCAUGUCUUAUUGGGGGUGCUCGCACUUACAUUGAUUAAAACUACACGUGUUUCAAGCAUAAAAGCGCUUUUAAAUUUUAUCAGUUGAAUGAUUGAGUAGGUUCAUAUUAAGGAGAAAAUGACUUAUAUAGAGUGUAUGCAUCUGUUAAAACGAAAAUGACAGUGUUCAACUUUAAUUUCCAACGCAGCGAAAUCUUUAUCAACAUAACCAAUUUGAUGUGUUCAAUUUAUCAUCAUUUGAUUCGAACUGCUGAAUGUUAUGUCGUGCGGUGAACCCUGAUCUUGAUCAGAUAUAUUUAUAUUGAGUGUGUAUAUAUACUGUUGUUCUGUAAAUAUUCAGUUCAUUUGUGCAAAAUAUGUUCUUUCAUUCAUGAUUGACGAAUGUAACUGAUGUGAAUAAAUUGAAAACGGCUUAAAUUUAUAAACAGAACAUAAAGUCUAAGGAAAUGGGUGGAUUAUUUAGCAAGCAUAAAACACCUCACCAGACAGUUCAUCAUGUGCAUGAUCUACCGGAAUUGCCGCCAUAUGGAGGGGCGCCGAUUGAGUACAAAACAGUCACAGUAAACGCUGGGUUAGACGUACAGUCUCACUUCAGUUUCAUGGCAUCUAAUGUGACAAUACAGGCCACAAAUGAAGAACAAUACCACCCUGAGUUAGCCGCUACACAAGAGCAAGGUUAUAGAAUGUUAACUUUUGUGUCAUUACCGGGGUCCAUUCAAAAAUACGGUUUUUCUGCAUCUACAGGCCGUCAAUUUACGUUAACAAAGUUCCAUGGGAUAUUCUGUAAACUAUUUCAAGAUGAGUUAGAUCAAAAUUGCGAACUAAAAGUAGUGAAGUCAACUUUUUUGAACGAGAUGUUCACAGAGUGGUCUGGUGACAUUUUUCUUAACCCGGAAGCGGGCAUUGUUGAUAAUGACAAUGAUAUUCCGCUAGGAAAGUUUCAUAUCUUACAAACUUUACAGUCUAUAUCAGAAGAAGGCGGUAGAUUGAUAAGCGUGGAACUAUCUGGUAUGUCGGAGGAGCAAAUUGAAAUUCAGAAACAAUAUGUUGAGAGACGCGCAAAGACGCCGCACCAGACGAUAGAAACAAUCCCGGAAAUGC
Ruditapes philippinarum (Manila clam) is the source of this 1170-nucleotide messenger RNA. RefSeq lists its product as uncharacterized. NCBI's taxonomy places the organism in Eukaryota, Metazoa, Mollusca, Bivalvia, Venerida, Veneridae. The record is from RefSeq and is a predicted model, not a curated record.